This is a messenger RNA of Cooperia oncophora, 213 nucleotides long. Lineage: Eukaryota; Metazoa; Nematoda; Chromadorea; Rhabditida; Trichostrongylidae. The record is from the annotation of a GenBank genome assembly.
AUGCCACCGGACGUAUUGCAAAAGCAAUUUUCCAUAAACGAACCCAAACACGAGCCGAUACACGCGAUCGUAAUCGAUUUAUCCACUGUUCCUCAAAUCGACUACACCGGGGCUCACUGUCUCAUCGAGGUGUUCAACGAGCAGCGAAGUAAAGGAAUUGCAGUGCUCUUCGCAGCAGCGCCAUGUGAGUGCUAUUCACAUUUUUGUGAAUAA